Candidula unifasciata is the source of this 573-nucleotide messenger RNA. The record is from the annotation of a GenBank genome assembly. NCBI's taxonomy places the organism in Eukaryota, Metazoa, Mollusca, Gastropoda, Stylommatophora, Geomitridae.
AUGGCACCCGUCGAUCCGUUUACUAUAUACGCAGCUGUAGCUGUGUCGAUGAUAUUAAUAAUAUUAUUUGUUACCGUUAUCAGUAAAUUUACACAGUCGUCAUCUAAAGAUGAUAAAAAAGAAGCAAAAGUGCGUGCAGGUCCUCCUCCUGCAUUGCAAGCAAUGGAGGGACCACGUGGAGUACGGCGAAGGGGCCCACGUCCGAAUAGAAUGAGAAUAAAUGAAGAUGACUCAAAUGAAGAUGAAGAAGAUGAGAAUGAAGACAUUCCACAGCAGUCUGAAGGCAAAGUAGGUGCUAAAAAGAUGAAAAAGUUGCAGGAGAAGGCUGAAAAGAAGGCAAUGAGAGAGCAAGAAGAAAGAGACUGGGAGGAAAGGAAGAAGAGGGAAAAGGAAUUGGAAGCAGAACGAAAGAAACAAGAAGAGAUAGAUAAAAAGGAAGCUGCCUUACGUGAAGAAGAGGAAAAGAAGAUCAGAGAAGAACAAGAACAGAGAGAGCAUGAGGAAUACCUGAAGAUGAAAGAGAUGUUUUCUGUUGAGGAAGAAGGAGAAGGAGAGCAGGAUGCUAACUUGAAU